Messenger RNA from Fulvia fulva, 2112 nucleotides. Its product is annotated as Acetoacetyl-CoA synthetase. Gene Ontology annotation, molecular function: acetoacetate-CoA ligase activity. The coding region runs from base 1 to 2112 and encodes 703 amino acids. Lineage: Eukaryota; Fungi; Ascomycota; Dothideomycetes; Mycosphaerellales; Mycosphaerellaceae. Gene Ontology annotation, cellular component: cytosol. Gene Ontology annotation, biological process: lipid metabolic process. The record is from RefSeq and is a predicted model, not a curated record. The transcript has 2 exons.
AUGGCAGACACACCAGUACCUCGCAAGCUAUGGGAUCCUCCCAACCCGAAGGGCACAAUGGCCUACAAGUUCAUGCAGGCAGUCAACCAAAAGCACAACACUAAUCUCCAGACAUGGCAAGACCUGCAUGCCUUCUCUGUAGAUCAGAGAGCUGCUUUCUGGGGAGAGCUCUUCACACAGCAUCCAUUGAUUCACUCCGGCUCAUAUGCCAAGGUCGUGGAUGAGAAUGCUCGCAUGGAUACCAAUCCUCCAUGGUUCGAAGGCGUGAAGGUCAACUUCGCAGAGAACUCUCUGCUUUGGCCGGACUCGAAGGAUCCAAGCAAGAGUACUACCUACCGUAAAGAGGAUUGGCGAGUGGCGUGUACAGAGGCUCGUGAAGGCGGUACGGAAAUCAGGCAAUGUACUUGGAAGGAGUUGCGAGAGCGGACUGCUCAUAUGUCGAAUGCCAUGCGAGCCCGUGGUGUCAAGAAGGGAGAUCGUGUCGCGGUCGUGGCAUCGAAUUCGAUCGAUACGCUGGUUGUCUUCUAUGCUGUGACAUCGCUCGGUGCUAUCUUCAGCAGCUCAUCAACAGACAUGGGAACGAAGGGUAUCCUGGAUCGACUCCGACAGACCAAGCCAAAGUAUGUCUUCGUGGACGAUUGGGCUCUGUACAAUGGCAAAACUUUUGACCUUCGACCCAAGAUGAACGAGCUGGUCGAUGGUAUGAAGGGUAUCUCGGAGCUCAACUGUAUCGUGAGCAUCCCUAGAACCCAGGGCAAGCCUCAAGACAUCUCAAGUGUUCGAUGCUGCGAAACACUCGCCAACUUCUUGAAAUCUGCCAACGGCGACAAGACCCUCCGCUUCGAGCGAAUCCCCUUCGGCGACCCCUUCCUCAUCGUCUACUCCUCCGGUACCACCGGCGUGCCAAAAUGCAUCGUCCACAAUGUUGGCGGUAUCCUCCUAAACUGCAGGAAAGAAGGCAACCUCCACCGAGACGUCGCCCAAACACCACCCGAGGACUCCUGCGUGCUGCAAUACACCACCACCGGAUGGAUCAUGUACCUCAGCAGCUGUCUCUCCCUCAUGAACGGCUCACGAGCAGUCCUGUACGAUGGAUCUCCACUCCAGCCAGACCUUACAUCCUUCCUCAAGCUAAUCCAAGACCAAGGCGUCACAGAUCUCGGCGUCUCGCCUCUAUGGAUGCAGACCCUCGCAACAGCGAAGCCUCCAGUCCUACCGAGAGACACCGUCGACCUUAGUCAGCUCCGCCGCGUCAUCUCAACAGGCAUGGUCCUCUCCGAAGCACAAUUCGAAUGGUUCUACGACCACGGUUUCCCCUCCCACGUGCAACUCGAGAACAUCUCCGGUGGCACGGAUCUAGCUGCAUGCUUCACUGGUGCGAACACCAUGAUGCCCGUUUACACCGGCGGCACAGUCUCUCCCUGCCUCGGGAUGAAAGUCGAAGCCUACGAUCAAACUAUCGAGGGCGGUAAGGGAGUGAAGGGACAGCCCUUACCGCUCGGUGAAGCCGGCGAAAUGGUCUGUACACGCGGUUUCCCGACGCAGCCUGUGAAGUUCUGGGACGACCCGGGUGGUGAGAAGUAUUUCAAGAGCUACUUUGAGCGCUUCGAUAAUGUCUGGACGCAUGGGGAUUUCCUUUCCAUCCAUCCCAAGACGGGGCAGCUUUUCCUGCAUGGACGUGCUGAUGGUGUUCUGAACCCUUCUGGCGUCCGCUUUGGAAGUGCUGAGAUCUACAAUGUGAUCGACAUCAACUUCGUCGAUGAGAUUCAAGAUAGUAUCUGCGUAGGACAGAGGCGGCCACAGGAUAUGGACGAGAGUGUGAUGCUGUUCUUACUAAUGAAACCCGGGAAGAAGUUCUCGCAGGCAUUGGUGAACAAAGUGAAGGACGCGAUUGCGAGGGAUUGUGGCAGGAGGUGUGUGCCGAAGUAUGUCUUCGAGACGUCGGAGAUACCAACGACGAUCAACCUCAAGAAGGUCGAGCUGCCCGUCAAGCAGAUCGUUUCUGGGAAGACGGUCAAGCCGUCGGAUACGUUGGCGAAUAAGGACUGCCUCAACUUUUACUAUCAGUUCGCUAAGGUGGAGAAGGUCCUGGAACCGAAGAGCAAGCUGUAG